CCUGGAAGCUCGCACCUGGAAGGCGCGUUCCAGGCUGUGGCCGCGGUGCCGCAUGAGGUAGGCGGUGCAGACAGCGGCGGAGCGGCUGCGGCCGUUCUUGCAGUACACGAGGCAGGAGCCGCCGUUGCGCACCGCAGCCUCCAUGGCGGCGCAGGUGGGCUCCAGGUGCGUCAGCAGGUCCUCCGCUGGGUCGUCGAACACGGGUUUGAAGAGGAGAAGAGACAUGGAAGAAGUUCAUUCCGGUGUCACUCUGGACUCCCAAGGCUCGAAAACUUACAGCUCCAGAGGUCUGGAGGGGCAAAGUGGUCAGUCUGCUGACACUGAGAGCCAGGAGUCUGAGAAGAGCUACACCUUCUUCACCAGAAGGGACCCUCCAGUGCACUUUAGGGAGGAUGAGGAGGAGUCUGAAGGCCCCCGGAGGGAGCAGGACCUGAAAGAGACCUAUAUCCAACUCGUUCAAGGGGUUCAGGAGUGGCAGGAUGGCUGUGUCUACAGAGGGGAAUUUGGACUCAACAUGAAGCUUGGAUACGGCGAGUUCUCUUGGCCCACAGGCGAAGUCUACCGUGGGCAGUUUUACCAGGACCAUUGCCAUGGUGUGGGCACCUAUUCAUGGCCUGAUGGCUCCAGCUUCACAGGCAUGUUUUAUCUCAGCCGACGAGAAGGCUAUGGCACCAUGUUAAUGAAAACAAAGUUAUUCCAGGGACUGUAUAAGGCGGACCAACGGUUCGGGCCAGGCAUCGAGACCUACCCUGAUGGCAGUCAGGAUGUUGGACUGUGGUUCCGUGAGCACCUCCUCAAACUGGGGAUGGAGGUUCCCGGUGGCUUCUCCUUGUUGAACUACCCAGAAUACUCAGCCUUCCUCACUAGCUCAAGGCGGAGAAUCAGUCUCUCAGAUGAGGAGAAGGUGGAGUGGCGCAUUCCUGAGGAGCAGGACCCCUUCUUCUAUGAAUAUAAGAAGUUUCUCCUGAAUGAUGACCUAACACUGCCUCCGGAUAUGCAUGUCUACUCGACUGACAAUAACCACCUGCCCAUGACGGACUCCCUGCGCAAAAAGCUGGAUGACCACAUCUUUGUAGACGAAAUCCCUACGUUUGAUGAGGAUGAAGAACCCUGGAUUAUAACAAAUGAGACUCCUUUGUUGGUCAAAAUGCAGAAGCAAACUUACAAGUUCAGGAACAAGAAUGCUUAUACCAGCUGGAACAUAGCUGACAUCCUUGCGGGGAACCGUAGCAGCUUUGGGCCCAGUGGCCCCAAAGAGCAGAUUUCCAAGGAGAUGAUCCUGAAGGCUGAGGAAGGGGACUAUAGUUGGAUUUUUGGAAUCUUGAGGGACAACUUUGCUUCUGCUGAUGUGGCUGACUCCAAGGGCUACACCGCACUUGCUGCUGCCGCUGUGCACUGUCAUCGUAACGUUGUCAACCUUCUCCUGGAUUAUGGGGCUGAUGUGAACAAGUGCUCGGAUGAGGGUCUCACACCCCUCAACAUGUGCUUCCUCCACUACUACCCCAGCAAAUCUUUUCAUCCCAACAUUGCUGAGAGGACCCUGCCUCAGGAACCUCCCAAAGCCAUGGUCACCUCCAAAAUUUCAUUCCUGUUUGGGGAUCCAAGCAUAGAUUAUAUCUAUGAUGUGAGCCUGUCCACCGCAGGUGGAGAGGAAUUUAGGUCACCAUUGCACCUCUCAAGUAGCCUGGAUGAUGGCUUGGCCCUGAGCACCGAUCACUCCCGGGAGUCGAUCAACUGGAAGAGCGUGCCUCAUAAGCGAGACAUUUCCUCAGUGAAGACUAACAGCAGUGAGGUAGAGAAAGACCUGGAGGACACGGUAGAAAAUGUGGAUGCCAGCACCCUGUUCAGUGUUGACACAAACUUCGACUCUACGAUGUGCCUGCGAAACUACUCUAUCCAUGUCUCCAAGGACAUCCUGGAGAAGAGUGCCCAGGCCUACAGUUCACUGCUGCAGGUCCCCACCUUCUCUGACAAAGGGACUGUGAGGAAAAUGGCACAGACCAUGGCUGAGCGCAGAAACCGCUGGCUGACCAUCAUGUUGCUUCUGCGUAGAGGUGCUGAUCCAAACCUAUGUCAAGUGCCCAUGCAGGCCCUGUUUCUCGCCGUGAAGGCUGGGGAUGUGGAUGGGGUGAGACUACUGCUGGAGAGUGGGGCCCGGACUGAUAUUCAGUAUCCUCCACAGCUGCAGUCCCUGACACCGCUCCACAUCGCAGCCUCACUUCCUGGGGAGGAGGGUGUCAAGAUCACCGAGCUUCUGCUCCAUGCAGUCACUGACGUGGAUGCCAAGGCAGCCGACCAGGACUGCAUAUACAAAGCUGGCAAGAUUGACCUCCUGCCCUCAAGCCUGAAGCUCAAUAACGAGCCAGGCCCACCCAGCAACUACUAUACUGUGCACACGAUAGUCCCAGAGGAGGGUGGACGCACGCCUCUGCAUGUGGCCUGUGAGCGAGAGGACAACAAGAAAUGCGCCAGGGACAUAGUCCGGCUCCUUCUCUCCCACAGAGCGAAUCCAAACAUGCUGUGGAGCGGCCACUCCCCGCUCUCCCUGUCCAUUGCCAGUGGGAAUGACCUGGUUGUAAAGGAGCUCCUGUCCCAGGGAGCUGACCCCAACUUGCCUCUGACCAAAGGCCUGGGCACUGCCUUGUGUGUUGUGUGUGACUUGGCCUAUGAGCAACAGAGGAGCACUGACAACAAGAUUGCUCUGAUUGACCGGCUCAUUAGCUACGGGGCAGAUGUCCUGAAGCCCGUGAUACUUGCGCAGGGUGACAGGACGGCGGUGGGCACAGCUGUGGACUAUGGCUACUUCAAAUUCUACCAGGACCGGAAGAUCGCCCACUGUCCGUUCCAUGCUUUAAUGCCAGCAGAGCGGGAGAUAUUCAUGGCCCGGAAAAGGCUGCUAGAGUACCUGGGUUUGCAAUUGCGGCGUGCCGUCUUCAACAAGGAGGCUCAGUUGGACAUGAAGGCACUGUACCUGAGCAAGAGAGCGGAGCUGUCCCCCUGUCACAGGCUGAAGAAGAGAGGUUCCACCCAGUCUAAGAGCCCAGCGGUGGAAAAGCAGCAACUUGCCUUUUACAAGUUUUGCUACCAGUGUGGUCGCUCCAUUGGGGUCCGCCUCACACCCUGUCCCCGCUGCUAUGGGAUCCUGACCUGCAGCAAGUACUGCAAGACCAAGGCCUGGGCUGAAUUCCACAAAAAGGACUGCAAUGACAUCAUAGCCAUGAAGAGAAUGAUUAUCCAGUCCCAAAAGUACGAAGAGCAGAACCAAAAGUCCAGGCAUGUCAAACUCAAAAAGCGCUUGAGUCAGAAGUCCCUGCAUGUCAAAUUCAAGAGAACGUGAACAAGGGCCAGAACCAGGAGUCCACAGAUGUUGAACUCACAAAGACCUUGGAUGAGAUGCAGGAGCAGGUGUCAUUGUGUAUCCAGCUCAAAAAGAACCCGAAGAACACAAAGCGGAGAACCUGCUGGACUGCCUGACACGCUGCUCCAUCUGCGGUCACCAGCAAGCAGCUGGUUGCCCAUCUGUCCCCCACAGGGCUCUACUGAGCCUCUACCUCACUCCAUGGCUGUCUAUCCUGGCCACUCCCAGGAAAGAAUCUGGGCCACUUGGCACCAGGACUUC
This is a messenger RNA of Acomys russatus (golden spiny mouse), 3619 nucleotides long. It is a transcript of the gene Ankmy1, whose product is annotated as ankyrin repeat and MYND domain containing 1. Lineage: Eukaryota; Metazoa; Chordata; Mammalia; Rodentia; Muridae. The coding region runs from base 143 to 3337 and encodes 1064 amino acids. Gene Ontology annotation, molecular function: protein binding. The record is from RefSeq and is a predicted model, not a curated record. The transcript has 18 exons.